AUGACUUCCAACCAAAAAACCACAGUCAAUGUAGUCUUUGGCGCCAUGACAUUCGGCAAACCCGGAGCCGAACAAUCUCGCGUCCACGACCUCUCGACAGCCAAAGCCAUCUUGGACAUUUUCCAAUCCCACGGCCACAACGAAGUCGACACAGCACGAGCCUAUGGCGAAGGCACGUCAGAAGAAAUGCUCGGCGAGCUGGACUACCAAAAGAGAAAAAUUGUUUUAGAUACAAAAUACUAUCCAACGGCGAAUUUCGCCGGUCCCAAUGCGGUUCCCGGAUGGUCGACGGAUGGACAUUUGGACGAAAAGGGUUUGCGGGAGAAUUUGGAAAAGAGUUUGAAAGCGUUGCGGACGGAGCAGGUGGAUUUGUGGUAUUUGCAUGGUCCGGAUCGGACGGUGCCGUUUGAGACGACGUUGAAGGUGGUGAAUGAUUUGUAUCAGGAGGGGAAAUUUAAGAGGUUGGGAGUGAGCAAUUAUAUGGCGUGGGAGGUGGCGCAGAUGAGUGAGAUGUGUAAACAGCAUGGAUGGAAACAGAUUGAUGUGUAUCAGGGAGUGUAUAAUGCUCUGCAUCGGUCAGUGGAGCUGGAGCUGUUGAGUUGUUUGCGGAAGUAUAAAAUAUCCUUCUACAACUACAACCCCCUAGCAGGAGGCUACCUCACCUCGCGCUACCACCGCAACGACAACACGGUCGAAGCCGGCUCUCGCUUCGACAGCAACAAAUGGCAAGGAAAAAUGUACCGCGGCCGCUACUGGAACACACAAUACUUUGACGCUCUCGACCUGCUCCGACCCGUCGCAUCCCAACAUGGAUUGACGGAAGCCGAAUGUGCGUUGCGUUGGAUGACGCAUCAUAGUCAGUUGCGGCGGGAAUUUGGGGAUGCCAUUAUUAUUGGUGCGUCGUCGGUACAGCAUAUUGAGCAGAAUUUGGUAGAUUUGGAGAAACCUGCUCUUCCCGAGGAGGUGGUGCAGGCUUUGGAUCAGGGGUGGGAGGGCUGUAAGGCGAUUUCGCAAAAGUAUUUCCAUUGA
This is a messenger RNA of Sphaerulina musiva SO2202, 1029 nucleotides long. RefSeq names its product Aldo/keto reductase. Gene Ontology annotation, molecular function: oxidoreductase activity. The transcript has 3 exons. The coding region runs from base 1 to 1029 and encodes 342 amino acids. The record is from RefSeq and is a predicted model, not a curated record. NCBI's taxonomy places the organism in Eukaryota, Fungi, Ascomycota, Dothideomycetes, Mycosphaerellales, Mycosphaerellaceae.